Molecule: messenger RNA, 1559 nt
Organism: Eutrema salsugineum
Lineage: Eukaryota; Viridiplantae; Streptophyta; Magnoliopsida; Brassicales; Brassicaceae
Product: 3-hydroxyisobutyryl-CoA hydrolase 1
Exons: 14
Coding region: 165-1289 (374 amino acids)
Biological process (GO): L-valine catabolic process
Molecular function (GO): 3-hydroxyisobutyryl-CoA hydrolase activity
Source: RefSeq, a predicted model, not a curated record
AUCAUUUUCCUGAAACAAGGUGAUAGGAAAGGAUUUUAGCCAUUAGAAAAAAGAAGAAGAAGAAGAAAUAAAUAUUUUCCUUUGGAUCUCGUUGCUGGCUGCUCUGGCGUACGUCUGUGAGGUUACCACAGAAAGAAGAGAAGAAUAAGGCGACAGCAGUCGAGAUGGCCUCUCACUCUCAGGUUUUGGUGGAAGAGAAAUCGAGUGUUAGAAUCUUGACACUAAACAGACCAAAGCAGCUGAAUGCUCUGUCCUUCCAUAUGAUCUCUCGGUUGCUGCAACUGUUCCUUGCACAUGAGAAGGACCCUAGCGUAAAACUUGUCAUCCUAAAGGGUCAGGGAAGAGCCUUUUGUGCUGGUGGCGAUGUUUCAGCUGUUGUUCAUGACAUCCGACAAGGCAACUGGAGACUCGGUGCCAAUUUCUUCUCAGAUGAAUACAUGCUCAACUAUGUUAUGGCCACGUAUAGUAAAGCUCAGAUUUCAAUUUUGGAUGGUAUUGUCAUGGGAGGCGGAGCUGGUGUCUCCGUCCAUGGUCGGUUUCGUAUUGCAACUGAGAACACGGUUUUUGCCAUGCCUGAGACAGCUUUGGGGCUCUUUCCAGAUGUAGGCGCCUCCUAUUUCCUUUCAAGGCUCCCUGGGUUUUUUGGAGAGUAUGUUGGCCUCACAGGUGCUAGGUUAGAUGGCGCCGAAAUGCUUGCUUGUGGUCUUGCAACUCAUUUUGUGCCUUCAGCGAGGUUGACUGCUCUAGAAGCAGAUCUUUCCAGAGUUGAUUCAACUGACCCAACCUUUGCCUCAACAAUUCUCGAUGGAUACACUCAGCAUCCACACCUGAAACAGCAGAGUGCUUACCACAGGUUAGAUGUUAUUGAUAAGUGCUUCUCGGGGAGAACAGUCGAAGAAAUUAUGUGUGCACUGGAGAGGGAGGCCAGUCAUGAAGCCGAUGAUUGGAUCUUAGCUACCAUUGGAGCAUUGAAAAAGGCUUCACCAGCAAGCCUGAAAAUCUCUCUUAAAUCGAUAAGAGAAGGAAGAUUGCAGGGGGUGGGGCAGUGUCUUAUCCGUGAGUAUAGAAUGGUGUGUCAUGUGAUGAAGGGAGAAAUAAGCAAUGAUUUUGUGGAGGGGUGCAGAGCCAUAUUGAUAGACAAAGAUAAGAAGCCAAAGUGGGAGCCAUGGCGACUGGAGGACAUGAAGGAUAGCAUGGUAGAGCACUACUUUAAGAGAGUGGAGGGAUGUGAGGAUUUAAAGCUUCCAGCAAGGAAAAACUUGCCUGCUUCAGCAAUCGCAAAACUGUGAAGUGUGGAGGUGGUGAUGGAGCACUAUGGUUGAGGUCUGAAAAAGAAAAUAAAUGUAACAACGCUUGUGUUGAAUGGGCCUUGCAUAUUUAUGUACAGUAUAUACAUAAUAUUGCGAAAGCAGAUUAAGACGAAUAAGAAGAAAGGAUUAUUGUAUUCGUAGAUGACACCAAAGCAGAUGUUAAGAUUUGUUAAUGGUGUUGGAGGGCACAACCAUGGCCAAUGGACGUGGAGGCACGUCUCUUUUGUUUAUCAAUUAUCAAUUCAUUUA